AUGACAUUAUCUUUUCAGUCCCAGAAAUACUGGAUCGAAGGAGUGUUUGAUAAGAGAGAAUGUAAUAAAAUCAUACCCAUCUCAAAGAACCCUCACAGAUGUACUACAGGAUGUCAGGUCUGUCAGAAUUUAAUCAGGUGUUGCUGUGGGCGACUGAUUGGAGACCAUCCUGGGGUAGAUUAUGCCUGGAACAUCUCAGCUGCCAAUGCUAAUAGGAAUGAGCAAUGGUCUGUUGAAACUCACACAAGGAAAAGCCCAACAGAUACCUUUGGUACUAUUAAUUUUCAAGAUGGAGAACAUAUCUACCACUCUAAGUAUAUUAGAACUUCUUAUGAUACAAAGUUGGAUCAUCUGUUACAUUUGAUGUUGAAGGAGUGGAAGAUGGAACUGCCAAAGCUGGUGAUCUCUGUCCAUGGAGGCAUCCAGAAUUUUAAGAUGCUCUCCAGACUUAAAAAGAUUUUUAGCCAAGGUUUGGUCAAAGCUGCAGAGACAACAGGUGCAUGGAUAAUAACUGAAGGCAUCAAUACUGGAGUGUCCAAACAUGUUGGGGAUGCCCUGAAAGCCCAUUCCUCCCAGUCCCUGAGAAAAAUCUGGACAGUUGGAAUCCCUCCUUGGGGUGUCAUUGAGAACCAGAGAGAUCUUAUUGGAAAAGAUGUGGUGUGCCUGUAUCAAACUUUUGGCAACCCUCUCAGCAAGCUGACCACACUCAAUAGCAUGCACUCCCACUUCAUCCUGUCUGAUGAUGGGACAGUGGGCAAGUAUGGAAAUGAGAUGAAACUCAGGCGGAAUCUGGAGAAGUACCUCUCUUUGCAGAAGAUUCAUAGCCGCUCAAGACAAGGUGUGCCUGUGGUGGGGCUGGUGGUAGAAGGAGGCCCCAAUGUCAUUCUCUCUGUGUUGGAGAUUGUGAAGGACAAAGAUCCUGUGGUGGUGUGUGAAGGCACUGGCAGGGCAGCUGACCUCCUGGCCUUCACCCACAAGCAAUUAGCAGAUGAAGGAGCUCUGCGUUCUCAGGUCAAAGAGGAAAUCAUCUGCAUGAUUCAAAACACUUUCAACUUUAGUCUUAAACAGUCCAAACACCUAUUUCAAAUUCUAAUGGCGUGCAUGGAGCAUAGAGAUUCUAUUACUAUAUUUGAUGCUGAUUCUGAGGAGUCACAAGACCUUGAUUUGGCAAUCCUGACGGCUCUCCUAAAGGGCACCAAUCUAACAGCAUCAGAACAAUUAAAUCUAGCAAUGGCUUGGGACAGAAUGGACAUUGCCAAAAAACAUAUCUUAAUUUAUGGGCAACAUUGGAAGCCUGGUGCCCUGGAACAAGCUAUGCUAGAUGCAUUAGUGAUGGAUCGAGUGAAUUUUGUGAAACUCUUAAUAGAAUAUGGAGUGAACCUUCAUCGCUUUCUUACCAUCCCUCGAUUGGAAGAGCUCUAUAAUACAAAACAGGGACCUCCUAAUAUGCUCUUGCACCAUCUUGUUCGAGAUAUAAAACAGCAUACACUUCUUUCAGGCUAUAGAAUAACAUUAAUUGACAUUGGACUGGUAAUAGAAUACCUCAUUGGUGGAGCAUAUCGAAGCAGCUACACUAGAAAAAGUUUCAGAAUCCUCUACAACAACCUCUACAGAAAACACAAGAGCCUUUCUCAACACCCCCUUCAUUGGAGACGCUCCUCAGAGAAUAAAAGUGAGUCAGCAGAAAGCACGCUACACUCUCAGUUUAUAAGGACUGCCCAGCCUUACAAACUCAAGGAAAAGUCUGGAAUGCUUUAUAAAUCAAGGAAGAAGUCAAGAGAAGAGCACAAUAUUGCUGAUGACCCCGAGUCAGAUGGUUUUAUUUACCCUUAUAAUGACCUGUUGGUUUGGGCAGUGCUAAUGAAAAGACAGAAGAUGGCUAUGUUCUUCUGGCAGCAUGGAGAGGAGGCCACAGCUAAGGCGGUGAUAGCUUGUAUACUCUACAGAGCCAUGGCCCAUGAAGCUAAGGAGAGCAACAUGGUGGAUGAUGCCUCUGAAGAGUUGAAAAAUUACUCAAAGCAAUUUGGCCAGCUUGCUCUGGAUGUGUUGGAGAAGGCCUUCAAGCAGAAUGAGAGAAUGGCCAUGAAGUUACUGACUUAUGAACUCAAGAACUGGAGUAAUUCUACCUGCUUGAAACUGGCAGUGUCAGGAGGAUUGAGGCCCUUUGUUUCACAUACUUGCACGCAGAUGCUGCUGACAGACAUGUGGAUGGGCUGCCUAAAAAUGAGGAAAAACUCUUGGUUAAAGAUCAUCAUAAGCAUUCUUCUACCACCUACCAUUUUGACAUUGGAAUUCAAAAGCAAAGCGGAGAUGUCACAUGUCCCUCAGUCCCAGGACUUCCAGUUUAUGUGGUAUUACGGUGACCAGAAUCCUAGCAGUGUCAAAGAAAAUGCUUGUACGAAAGAGUGGGAUUUGGAAAGGGGACCUGAUGAGAAACUAGAUGAAAAUCAGCAAUGUGAUAUAAAAAAUGGGCUCAAAAGGCUUCCAUGGACCAGAAAAGUCUAUGAGUUCUACAAUGCUCCAAUUGUCAAGUUUUGGUUUUAUACGAUGGCAUAUUUGGCAUUCCUCAUGUUGUUCACUUACACUGUGUUGGUCGAGAUGCAGCCCCAGCCCAGCAUGCAAGAAUGGCUUGUUAUUAUUUACAUCUUCACCAACGCCAUUGAGAAAGUCAGGGAGGUUUGUAUCUCAGAACCAGGAAAAUUUACUCAAAAGGUGAAAAUAUGGAUUAGUGAAUAUUGGAACCUAAUGGAAACCUUGGCAAUUGGCCUGUUUUCAGUUGGUUUUGGCCUUCGGUGGGGCGACCCACCUUUCCACACAGCAGGAAGACUGAUCUAUUGCAUAGAUAUUAUAUUCUGGUUUUCACGCCUUCUGGACUUCUUUGCUGUCAAUCAGCAUGCAGGCCCAUAUGUGACCAUGAUUGCAAAAAUGACAGCAAACAUGUUCUAUAUCGUGAUCAUCAUGGCCAUCGUCUUGCUGAGCUUUGGUGUGGCACGCAAAGCUAUCCUUUCACCCGAGGAGCCUCCGUCUUGGAACCUGGCUCGAGAUAUUGUAUUUGAGCCAUACUGGAUGAUGUAUGGGGAGGUCUAUGCUUCAGAUAUAGAUGUUUGUUCAGAGGGCCGACCUUGUCCUCCCGGUUCUUUUCUUACUCCGUUUCUCCAAGCUGUCUACCUCUUCGUGCAAUAUAUCAUCAUGGUGAAUCUGCUGAUCGCUUUCUUCAAUAAUGUUUAUGUAGAGAUGAAAUCCAUUUCAAACAAACUUUGGAAAUACAAUCGCUAUCGUUACACUAUGACCUAUCAUGAGAAACCUUGGCUACCACCACCUUUUAUCCUCUUGAGCCAUGCUGGUCUCCUCCUUCGCCGACUUUGCCAUCAUCGAGUUCCAAAUGACCAAGAAGAGGGAGAUGUUGGAUUAAAACUGUACCUGAGUAAAGAGGAUCUAAAAAAACUUCAUGAUUUUGAAGAACAGUGUGUGGAAAAAUACUUCCAUGAGAAGAUGGAAGGUGUGAAUUGCAGUUAUGAGGAGCAAAUCCGAGUGACAUCAGAAAGGGUUACAGAGAUGUACUUUCAAAUGAAGGAAAUGAAUGAAAAGGUAUCUUUUAUAAAGGACUCCUUAGUGUCUUUGGACAGCCAAGUGGGACAUCUUCAGGAUCUCUCUGCCUUGACAGUGGAUACUCUAAAAGUCCUGUCUGCUGUUGACACCUUACAAGAGGAUGAAGUUCUCCUAGCCAAGAGAAAACAUUCCACUAGCAGAAAACUUCCCCACAGCUGGAGCAAUGUCCUCUGUGCAGAAGUUCUAGGCAGCAUGAGUUUCUCUGGAGAGAAGAAAUAUCAGUAUUAUAGCAUGCCUCCUUCUUUGCUUCGAAGCCUGGUCAGAAGUCAACAUCCCACAAGAACACAUAACGGACCCUUUCUUGAGAUUACAGACAGUCAGAGAAAGACUUCAAGUACAAAAGAUCACCUGAAAAGGCAAGAAAAAGGAAACAAUGGAGCUGAUUCUGGAGUGUCUCUUAAUAGACAAAGACAUCCAAAGUAUGGCCAGUUUCUCCUGGUCCCUUCUUAUUUAAAGAAAACUGCUUUUUCUGAAGAAACAGACUUGUCUCUGUCCAGACUAUUUGUGGAAGCUGGUUCACAUGAGCCAGCAGUUGAGCAGGUUACUCAGAGUGAGGUUCCUGUUCAUGUGAGUUGGCAGACACCCAUUGUAUCAGCAGAGAACUCAGUCAUUGAACUAAAGGAGAAGGACGGACCAGUCACUCAGAUAUCACCAGUGUGUCAGGAUACCAAUGAACAAAUUCUGCCAGCUUUGAGUAGCAUACCUGCACCCAUGAAGGUGACCUCCCUCCCUUCCCAAGUCAAGAGCAUGCAGUUUGGAGGUGGCUAUGUGAAUUGGGCAUUUUCAGAAGAUGAUGAAACAGGUGUGUUUAACCUCACUAAAAAAUGGCGAACCUGCUUGGCCUCUUCUCAUAGCAGUGACUUUAAUCAGAAAGGACAAGGCCAGAAGCAGAUCUGGAGAAGAUCCUUAUCUGAUAACAACACAAGGGAAUUGGCCUGUUGUAGUGAUUUCUCAGAUGUGGACCCAGGGCUCCAUUCAAACACAUUCUUUUGGGUCAAUCCUCUCCACAGAAAGAGACCCUCAACUAGAAGCCAUAGUUUGAGAGUCCACAAGGAGGAGAAAUUGAAGAUCAGUAAAAUUAAAAAUCUUUUAAGAUCUUCAGAAAUGGGGCAGUCAGCUUGUGUCCAAGCAAAAGAAUCCACCAAGAAUAGGGGAUCAUUGAAGAAAAAGAAAAAAACACAUGAUCUACAAGUGCCAGUCAUAACAGUCAACAGCUGUUCUCAAAGUGACCAACUGAAUUCAGAGUCAGGAGAAAAACUCAUCUCAACAGAAGGAAUGUGUAAUAAGAACUGGCUAACAGUGUCCAAAUUUAGUCAGAUAAGUCUGGAACCUUAUAUUUAUCAGAAAGUUAAAACCAAAGACGUUGAACGGCAUGUGGUACAAGUCAGUGAUUAUCGAAAACAGCUUCAUGAGGAUGUGAGUACAAACUCGUGGAAUUCCUGGAGCACCAACCUCAACCUCAAUCGAAAUUCCCUGUUGAGAAGUUCGAAUGGCAUUAACAAAAUCUCUGCCUCCUUAAAAAGCCCUCAAGAGUCUCAACAUCAUUAUUCAGCCAUUGAAAGGAACAAUUUAAUGAGACUCUCUCAGACCAUACCAUUUACACCAAUCCAGUUUUUUGCAGGGGAAGAAGUGACUGUCUAUCGGCUGGAGGAGAGUUCUCCUUUGAAUCUUGACAAAAGCAUGUCUUCUUGGUCCCAGCAUGGGAGAGCUGCCAUGAUACAGGUGUUGUCCAGAGAGGAAAUGGAUGGUGGUCUUCGAAGAGCCAUGAGAGUCAUCAGCACUUGGUCGGAAGAGAAAAUUCUGAAGCCUGGGCAGGUUUUUAUUGUGAAGUCCUUUCUUCCAGAGGUUGUACAAACAUGGCAAAAUACCUUCCAGGAGAGUACUGUGCUUCAUCUUUGCCUCAGGGAAAUUCAACAACAGAGAGCUGCUCAAAAAUUGAUUUAUACCUUCAACCAAGUAAAACCACAAAACAUUCCCUACACACCAAGGUUCCUGGAAGUCUUCUUAAUCUACUGUCAUUCAGCUAAUCAGUGGCUGACCAUUGAGAAGUACAUGACCGGGGAGUUUAGAAAAUAUAACAACAACAACGGAGAUGAAAUUGUCCCCAGCAACAUCUUGGAGGAACUGAUGUUGGCUUUCUCUCAUUGGACCUAUGAAUAUACUCGAGGAGAGCUACUGGUUUUAGAUAUGCAAGGGGUUGGUGAAAAUUUGACGGAUCCAUCAGUUAUAAAACCUGAAGACAAAGAAUCAAGAGGAAUGGUGUUUGGACCAGCCAAUUUAGGGGAAGAUGCAAUUAGAAACUUCAUUACAAAGCAUCGUUGCAACUCUUGCUGCCGGAAACUCAAACUCCCUGAUUUAAAAAGAAAUGACUAUUCCCCUGGAAGAAUCAGUUCUACCCAGGGACUUGAAAUCAAAAUAGAAAAAACUGAGGGGGCUCCAACAAGAGAAAAUAACAGGAAUUCUCUAGAAGAACUCACGAGAUUGUGAAAAGGAGAAAGAUAAGACCACAGGCAA
Molecule: messenger RNA, 6123 nt
Organism: Suncus etruscus (white-toothed pygmy shrew)
Lineage: Eukaryota; Metazoa; Chordata; Mammalia; Eulipotyphla; Soricidae
Gene: TRPM6
Product: transient receptor potential cation channel subfamily M member 6
Exons: 38
Coding region: 1-6096 (2031 amino acids)
Biological process (GO): protein phosphorylation; protein tetramerization; monoatomic cation transmembrane transport
Cellular component (GO): apical plasma membrane
Molecular function (GO): monoatomic cation channel activity; protein serine/threonine kinase activity; ATP binding
Source: RefSeq, a predicted model, not a curated record